CACAUUUAACCUGUUUCACUCAGAUUGACGUGCAAGUAAGAAAUAGCCCAUGUCACUCACUGUUUCUAUGUGUCCACACAUAAAGGCGUCAUGGAUUUAAACAUCACCCUCACCGGGCGCGAUUUGUCCGGUUUUGGCGCACUGGCGCAGAUACUUUUUGGGAAUAACUCACUUUUUCCAUUUGAAAACACCACAGCCGUUUCUAAAACAGACGAGGAAGAUUUGGAAGUGAACACGGAUAUUUAUUCAAAGGUGAUAGUCACGAUUAUCUAUGUGGCUCUGUUUGCUGUGGGCUCUCUGGGGAACUCCAUCACCCUGUACACCCUGCUGACCAAAAAGACCCUGCAGAACCUCCAGAGCACCGUUCACUACCACCUGGCCAGCCUCGCCGUUUCCGACCUGCUGAUCCUCGUCCUCUCUAUGCCCAUCGAGCUCUACAACUUCAUCUGGUUCCAUCACCCUUGGGUGUUCGGGGACGCGGUGUGCAGGGGUUAUUACUUCCUCAGGGACAGCUGUUCUUACGCCACUGCGCUCAACAUCGCCAGCCUGAGUGUGGAACGCUACAUGGCCAUCUGCCACCCGUUCAAAGCAAAGAGCAUCAUGUCCCGCAGCCGCACCAAGAAGCUCAUCAGCGCCAUGUGGCUGGCAUCCUUCGCUCUCGCCUCGCCGAUGCUAUUCAUCAUGGGCCAGGCGCUGCGCAAUGGCGAGAAUAUUUGCACCACUAUCGUCUCCCCUGUGACCAUGAAGACCGUGCUUCAGGUCAACGCUUUUCUGUCCUUUGUGGUACCCAUGGUGGCCAUAUCAGCGUUGAACGGGGUCAUAGCCAAUCAACUGCUGCGUAUGUUCCGUGAGGCAGAGCAAGACAACCGUGUCUGUAUCAUUGGCGGCAAUCCCACCAUGCUGAAUGUCACUGUGGAGCCCAACCGUGCUCAGUCACUUCGCCAUGGAGUUCUUGUUCUUCGAGCUGUGGUCAUAGCCUUCGUGGUCUGCUGGCUGCCCUAUCACGCUCGGCGCCUCAUGUUUUGCUACGUCUCCGACUGGUCCGACGACCUGUAUGACUUCUACCACUACUUCUACAUGCUGACCAACGUCCUGUUCUACGUCAGCUCGGCCAUCAAUCCGAUCCUCUACAACCUGGUGUCGGCCAACUACCGUCAGAUCUUCUUCUCCACGUUGCGCUACGUCUGCUUGCCCUGCCACCGGACGCCUAGGAGGCACCCCAACGCCCUGACCCGCCACUCCAUCAGCAUCUCCAGCAACCACACCCUCUCCACCAACAUCAUCAAAGAGACGGCGUAUUGA
Molecule: messenger RNA, 1302 nt
Organism: Scomber scombrus (Atlantic mackerel)
Lineage: Eukaryota; Metazoa; Chordata; Actinopteri; Scombriformes; Scombridae
Gene: ntsr1
Product: neurotensin receptor 1 (high affinity)
Exons: 4
Coding region: 91-1302 (403 amino acids)
Biological process (GO): neuropeptide signaling pathway
Cellular component (GO): plasma membrane
Molecular function (GO): G protein-coupled neurotensin receptor activity
Source: RefSeq, a predicted model, not a curated record